Molecule: messenger RNA, 999 nt
Organism: Chenopodium quinoa (quinoa)
Lineage: Eukaryota; Viridiplantae; Streptophyta; Magnoliopsida; Caryophyllales; Amaranthaceae
Exons: 3
Coding region: 1-999 (332 amino acids)
Source: RefSeq, a predicted model, not a curated record
AUGACUUGGAGUGAUAUAUUAGAGAAUCUGAUGCUAUUAAGGUUGUCAAGCACUGUAAUGUUCUCAGUUGUGAAAACUAGGAAAGCAAGGAAUAUAAUUGAUUCUAUCUUUGAUUCUAAUCAGGUGUUUCUUAAGGAUACUGAUGCUAUUUCUCAAGAGAUAAUUUCUUUCUAUAAGUCCCUUUUAGGGACUAAGGCUUCUUGGCUUCCUUCUUUUGACCUUGUUACUAUGAGAAGAGCUAAGCAGCAUAGUAUUGAUGCUCAGAUUUACCUUAUUCAGCCUGUUUGUCAUGCUGAAAUUGAUGAUGCUCUUAAUGGUAUUAAUAACACUAAGGCUCCUGUCCCUAAUGCUUCUCAUGUAAAGGAUUUUAGGCCUAUAGCUUGUUGUACUGUUGUUUAUAAGCUUAUCUCGAAGAUUAUCACUACUAUACUUGCUAUUGUUAUUGGUGAGGUCAUUAAUGAUGCUCAAGCAGGUUUCAUUCUAGGCAAGCAUAUUCGAGAUAACAUCCUCAUUGCAAUUGAGUUGAUCAAGGGAGCUUGGUUAAGACAAGGUGAUCCUAUGUCUCCUUUCCUUUAUGCUAUAAGCAUUGAGUACCUUUCCAGAUGCCUUUAUGAGCUUAGGCUAGCUCCAGAUUUCAAUUUCCAUCCUAGAUAUGAAAAACUAAGCGUAACUCACAUGAUGUUUGUUGAUGAUUUAUUAAUGUUUUCUAGAGCUGAUAGUAUUUCUGUUAAUCUUCUCUUUCAAGAUUUUUCUAAAUUCUCAGAAGCUUUAGGCUUUUCUACUAAUCUUUAUAAAAGUGAAUUCUACUUUGGUGGGAUUUCUGCUGAAGUUGAGACUGAGCUUAGAGAGCUUCUAGGAGUCUCUCAAGGAUAUAUUCCUUUUAGAUAUCUUGGAGUCCCCCUUUCUUCUAAGAAGCUUACAAUUGCCCAAUGUAGGCCUCUAGUGGAGAAAGUGACUACAAGGAUUCAAGGGUUGAUGGAUAAACACGUCUUAUGCUGA